Scleropages formosus (Asian bonytongue) is the source of this 3073-nucleotide messenger RNA. RefSeq names its product nuclear receptor subfamily 2 group F member 5. Gene Ontology annotation, biological process: regulation of DNA-templated transcription. Gene Ontology annotation, molecular function: zinc ion binding; sequence-specific DNA binding; DNA-binding transcription factor activity. Lineage: Eukaryota; Metazoa; Chordata; Actinopteri; Osteoglossiformes; Osteoglossidae. The transcript is spliced from 4 exons. The record is from RefSeq and is a predicted model, not a curated record. Bases 723 to 1937 code for a protein of 404 amino acids.
UGUGUCGCGGAGAUGGAGCGGCGUCCCACGGAACAACUGCGCUGCGCUUUCUCAAGUUUUCUUCAUAGGAAAAUAUCGAUUUGAUUUCUGUGGAAUAUUUCACGCUCUUGGGGAGUUUAUUUGACUCAUUUCAUCCCAUGCGAACCCUGAUCAAAUCUCAUCGUAUCUGUCCUUCCGCUGCUAUUAUUACUCCUUGACUGUCUCGAGCCGAGUCUUUGGUUAAUCUUAUGGUGCUUAUUCUCAAAUACUGCCGUAGAUCUCAUCAGAUUGCGCCAAAUAAUUAGGGGGGACGAGUGAGAAGAAGUAAGAUGCGAAGCGCCUCGACGUUCGCUUCCAACGCAGCCUGGGACGCGCAGCUCCUGCCGACGCGGACUUGAAAGCCGCCGCACUUUGUCGGAAGGUGCGUGAUGGUCCUGUACGGACUCGUGUCAUUCCAGAGCUCGUGAGCCGCGGACUCUGGUUCCUGUCCCCCACCCGUGGACGCGUCCCUGCCUGUCCGUGGGACCCCCCGCGCUGGUCUUCGCCAGAUGCGCUGAAAUGUGGAGUAAAUGGUGACUGUUUGAAACUGCGCGCAGCGGUCAGCGGGUUGGAUUGGGACACAUUCGCAGGAAAACUCCUCCUGGAUGAAGAGGGUCUCUGCAGGGGGGCGCCUCCUCGCCUUGCUCUUCACCAGCACGCGCUCCACUGUGUUACUGCCGUAGGACGAAGUGCGGAGGGGUAGCAUGGCAAUGGUAGUAAACCAGUGGCAGGAGAACAUUGCCGCAGAUCCGGGCUCGCAGCUGCAGAUGUGCGGCCAGGAGCCCGGUGGUGGGACGCCAGGGACCCCCUCCGGCUCCACGCCGGGAAACGACGCGCUGUCCGGGGACAAGCUGCCCAACGUGGACUGCAUGGUGUGCGGGGACAAGUCGAGCGGGAAGCACUACGGCCAGUUCACCUGCGAGGGCUGCAAGAGCUUCUUCAAGCGCUCCGUGCGCCGGAACCUGAGCUACACGUGCCGCGGGAACCGGGACUGUCCCAUCGACCAGCACCACCGCAACCAGUGCCAGUACUGCCGCCUCAAGAAGUGUCUCAAAGUGGGCAUGAGGAGGGAAGCUGUCCAGCGGGGGCGCAUGUCCAACUCUCAGUCUAGCCCUGGUCAAUACCUGGCCAACAACAGUGAGCCGUACAAUGGGCAGCCCUACCUGUCAGGCUUCAUAUCACUGCUGCUGAGGGCCGAGCCCUACCCUACCUCCCGCUACGGCGCCCAAUGCAUGCAGUCCAACAACCUGAUGGGCAUUGAGAACAUCUGCGAGCUGGCUGCCCGGCUGCUCUUCAGUGCUGUGGAGUGGGCAAAGAACAUCCCUUUCUUCCCUGACCUCCAGCUCAUGGAUCAGGUAGCACUUUUGCGAAUGUCAUGGAGUGAGCUCUUUGUCCUGAAUGCUGCUCAGUGCUCCAUGCCUCUACACGUGGCACCCCUGUUAGCAGCUGCCGGUCUGCAUGCCUCACCCAUGUCUGCUGAGCGCGUGGUGGCCUUUAUGGACCACAUCCGCGUCUUCCAAGAACAAGUGGAGAAGCUGAAGGCACUGCAGGUGGACACGGCCGAAUACUCCUGCCUUAAGUCCAUCGUGCUCUUCACCUCUGAUGCCAUGGGUCUGUCAGAUGUGGCCCAUGUGGAAAGCAUCCAGGAGAAGUCCCAGUGUGCCCUGGAGGAGUACGUACGCAACCAGUACCCCGGGCAGCCCAAUCGCUUCGGCCGACUCCUGCUGCGUCUGCCCUCGUUGCGCAUCGUCUCCUCGCCCGUCAUCGAGCAGCUUUUCUUUGUGCGCCUGGUGGGCAAGACCCCCAUUGAGACGCUGCUGCGGGACAUGCUGCUCUCUGGCUCCAGCUACAACUGGCCCUAUGUACCCAUGCAGAGGGACCGGCCGCUCUCCCUCCACUACAAUGAGAAUGGGCCCUGACCACUUUUCCCCCACUACCAUGCCCACCCCGCCCCGCCUCACCCCACCCCACCCCAUCCCCAACUCUUUUAUCGCUCAGGGAUGCAGCCCACCGAAUAGACCCAGCCCCUCACACCUCUCCCUCUUCAGCACUGAUCACACACUAAGGCAUCUCCGAUACAGACUUUCAUAAUGCAAGGACACGAUUCUGAAAUGCCUCAUAUUCUUUCGAACCUUCCACGUCAGUGAGGACCUGGAGUUGGUAUGAGCCCAAGGCAGCCAUGUUGACUCUCACCGCUCCCUCAUCCCUCAUGUCUGAGCUCAUCUGCCAGUUCGUGGACCUGAGAGGUGCCAGAAACCUCAACUCUGGUUCCCAAUGUGCCUGUAGGGUUAUCUUUAUUACCUAACAUGUCCAUAAGAAUGAAUUGCAGGUGCCUCCCUUGGACUGGCACCAACGUAUUUAGUCCUGUGACCUCAGAAGGCUUCGUGGAGCAGAAAGGAACUUUAUACUCCUGCUGGACGUGACACUGUCGGCUUCGGUCAAGGCCAAACCAAAGGUAUAGUGGGGCCAAAACGGAUGGGCAAGAUCUGUUGCAUCUCAACAAAUGGCAAGAGACUGAAACGCCUCGUCGCCGUUUUGUCCACAAACUGGUGGUUGGACAAAGUCUCAAGACUUGGGCCAUGGUGGCAGUGCAUGGGUAACGACUGGGAACCAAUGUCCAACAGAAGGGUCAUGGUGUACAGGCAGAUGUGCCAUUUCAGAUGCAUCGAUGAACGGUUCUCGACCUCUGGGGUGCAAAAAGAAGCACUUGGGCCCCCCUCACGUGUGUGUGCGCGCAGGGCUGAGAGCUGCCGGCACAGUCGCUCGCCCCUCCACCCCGGUGUGGGCUUGAACUGGUUAAGGGAGGAGGAUACCUGUUGUAGUAUAGCUAUCACAAAAUGUUUUUUUUUGUGUUGUACUCAGUGAUACGAAGCGUACAGAACCAGUCAUCUCUUGUGAUGCAUGGAAGAGUGAAAGAGAAUAUUGCAGAAAUCGGGAUUGUUUGGAAUCGUAAGCCAUUGGGACGGUGGGAAGAUGAACGUAUCUGUGAUCGCUCUUAGUUUGAGGAAUGUUUCUACUAGAAUUUUUUUUUUUUUGUUCUUUAUGAUGACAUCAG